This is a messenger RNA of Papilio machaon (common yellow swallowtail), 3415 nucleotides long. RefSeq names its product diacylglycerol kinase theta. Gene Ontology annotation, biological process: lipid phosphorylation; intracellular signal transduction; diacylglycerol metabolic process. The record is from RefSeq and is a predicted model, not a curated record. NCBI's taxonomy places the organism in Eukaryota, Metazoa, Arthropoda, Insecta, Lepidoptera, Papilionidae. Gene Ontology annotation, molecular function: ATP-dependent diacylglycerol kinase activity; nucleic acid binding. The transcript has 19 exons. The coding region runs from base 12 to 2939 and encodes 975 amino acids.
GUGCGCCCGCCAUGGCGCAGGCCGCGCCCGCGCCCCAUCGCACCCACUCCUUCGCCAAGAAGACCUUCCACAAGCCCACCUACUGCCAUCAUUGCUCCGACCUGCUGUGGGGGCUCAUCGGCCAGGGCUACGGCUGCGAAGUGUGCAACUUCAUUGUGCACGAGCGAUGCGUGGGGCAAGUGGUGACGCCGUGCUGUGGGGUGGCGCCGAGCCUUAUCAAGAACCCAGUGGCCCACUGCUGGUCGGAGCCGGCACACCACAAGCGCAAGUUCUGCACGGUGUGUCGCAAGCGGCUCGAUGAACUGCCAGCUUUACAUUGUAUGAUAUGCGAGUACUACGUGCACGGAGAGUGCGUGGACUUCGCGGCAGCGGACUGCAAGGAGAACGCGACGUACUGCGCGGGCAGCGAGCCGCGACACGUCCACCACUGGCGAGAGGGCAACUUGCCGCCUAACUCCAAGUGCGCCGCCUGCCGCCGCGCCUGCUGGUCUGCCGAGUGCCUCACCGGCUACCGCUGCGAGUGGUGUGGCAGCACGUGCCACGCCGGCUGCCGUGCGCUUAUCCCGGAAGAAUGCAACUUCGGCAUGCUGCAGCCGAUAUUCCUGCCCCCUUCGGCGGUGUCCAUCCCGCGGACGGAGGUGCCUAUGGAGGCUAUCAUCGGCGUGCACGUGCGGCCCCCGCCCUCGCAGCGAGACUUCGGCUGCCCGCGGGAGCACCGCGGCGGCUGGGGCGGCGCACGGCUGGCGCGGCUGGCGCGGCGGCUGCUGCCGGCCGCCUGCAGCCCGCACGGCGGCGCUUCGCCCCCCUACUCCAGAGCGCGCAGCAUCAGCGAGGAGUUCAGCUCGGGCUGCGAAGGCCGCUCGGGCUCCGGCGGCGGCUCGACCGGAGCACCCGCAGACCAGGACCACCGGCCUGACCACAAGCAACAUCGCGACAGGACCCCCGAUGAUAGGGAUGAAGAGGUGGUGAAAGUGUACGACGGCGAGGCGGCGUGGUCGCGCCGACUGUACCGGCCCGUGGUGGUCGGCCGGAACUGGAACGAGCGCGAGCUGGUCUCCGCGGCGCUGCGGGCCUUCCACGUGGCCCGCGACCCCGAGCAAUUCGAGCUGACGGACGCCCUCGCCGGCGACGAGCCUCCUCUCAAAGACCCAACUCCCCUCGCGAGGGUCACUAGACUACCUAACAAGAGGCCCGCUCUGUUCCUACGAUUCAAGGAGCCGGAGAGUGGCGGGGGUGAGGUGCGCGUGUACCCUGGCCGUGUGGCGGGCGCGGGCGAUACUUUCGUGACGGUAGCUUGCUCGGGCGAGCACGCCGUCGCCGAUCUAAUGGCGGCCGCUCUAGACCGCUUCGGCCUCGAUCCCGAACGCGCAGUGCACGACUACCGCUGCUCUGAGAUACUGCUCGAUCGCGGAGUAUCUGAGCGGGUGCUGGAGGAGGACGAGCGCCCGUGGCGCAUCGUGGUGCGGCUGGCGCGCGAGUCUGUGCGGCGCAUGGAGCUGGCGCGGUUCUACCUGCAGCCACGCCGCGACCCGCACGGCCCCACACUCGCACUCUUCGUCGCCUCACUACCUCCGGGACUCUCUGAACGCAACUACGAGAACAUACUCGUCGAAUUCCUCGGCACUGAGAACAAGUUCACAUCGAUCGGGCCCAUUUACUACGAGUACGGGUCGAUGGUGAUCACAUACGAGGACGCGAGCAAGGCGGUGCGCGCGUUGUACGCGCUGCGGGAGGCCAAAUAUGAAGACAAACAUUUAUUAGUGAUGUUACUACCUAGUAUAGAGCCGUCUAUGGUGCCGGCGGGCGUGAAGCCGUUGCUGGUGUUCGUGAACGUCAAGUCCGGUGGCUGCCAAGGCCUGGAGCUCAUCUCCUCUUUCCGGAAGCUCCUCAACCCCUACCAGGUGUUCGACCUCGAGAACGGUGGACCUCUACCCGGACUGUACGUGUUCCGACACAUCCCCAACUACAAGAUCCUGGUGUGCGGCGGCGACGGCACCAUCGGCUGGGUGCUGCAGUGUCUCGACAACGUGGGCCAGGACUCGCAGUGCUCCAACCCACCCUGCGCCAUUGUGCCCCUCGGCACCGGUAACGAUUUGGCUCGCGUGUUGCGCUGGGGCUCGGGCUACACGGGAUGCGAGGACCCGCUGUCACUGCUGCGUGACGUCAUCGAGGCGGAGGAAAUCCGCCUCGACCGGUGGACGGUCGUCUUCCACCCCGAGGACAAGCAGGACGAGCCCAAAGAACUCUCCAAGCAGCUGCCAGCGUCUGUGACCACAGGGUCGCAGAGUGAGGACAACUCGCAGAUCCUCGUCAUGAACAACUACUUCGGCAUCGGUAUCGAUGCCGAUCUCUGCCUCGACUUCCACAACGCCAGGGAGGAGAACCCCAACAAGUUUAACAGCAGAUUACGCAAUAAGGGCGUGUACGUGAAGAUGGGUCUACGCAAGAUGGUGGGCCGCAAGAUGUGCAAGGACCUGCACAAGGCGGUGCGGCUGGAAGUAGACGGCCGGCCAGUCGACCUGCCUGCUGUGGAGGGCAUCAUCAUACUUAACAUACUCAGCUGGGGCUCGGGCGCAAACCCUUGGGGUCCGGAGAAGGAUGACCAGUUCAACAAGCCCAACCACUGGGACGGUAUGCUGGAGGUUGUCGGCGUCACCGGCGUCGUGCAUCUCGGCCAGAUACAGUCCGGUCUGCGCGGCGCCAUGCGGAUAGCACAGGGCGGACACAUAAAGAUAAACCUGAAGAGCGAGAUCCCGGUGCAGGUGGACGGUGAGCCGUGGGUGGCGGCGCCCAGCGAGGUGGUCGUGCUCAAGUCCGCCCUCAAGGCCACGAUGCUGAAGAAGCGCGGCAAGGUGCGCCGCCGCAGCACCGAGCCCAGCCUACCGCCGCCGCCGCCGCCUCCGCCGCCGCCGCCGCCGCCGCUCCCGCCCGACUCCUGAAUCUGGCUCAGCGAGCGCCUCAUCUGACGCCGCCCCGGGCUCAGGGCCGCGGAGGCGCUCGCCACUCCCUAUCCGUAGUCGUAGUCAUUUCAUAACUUAAAAACCUCUGUAAAUAAAACUUAAAAAAAAACAACAAAUAAUAUAUAACUUAAUGAACAAAUAAAUUUAUAGUCAUUAGUCGUUGUUUCAUUUCUAGACGGGUAUAUUUGAUGAUGUGUAUAAAUAAACGUUUCAAUAUGUAAAUAUGGUUUUAUUUUAUUUUCGCCUUGUGUGGGAAAUGUAUGAAAUAUGUAUGUAUGUGCCCGUCUAAUGUAUGUAUGGACAAAUGUACUCGUAGAUGCUAGUCCGUCAUAGUUAUGUCAUAGGAUAGAUUUGGUUAUAGUUUUUGUCUUCUAAUUUUACUAUUACAAUUCUAGACUGAUUGUAAAUUGCUGAACUUUAUUGAAUACUAAAUCUUGUUUACAUUACCUCUAUAA